CAGCCUACACCAGACCAGACCAUACACACACACAGCGAACACCCCUCCCUCAACAUGGCACGCAACCGCUCUCCGUCCUCCUCCGACGAGGACAACACCGAGUCCGGAUAUGCCAGCGGCAGCUCGACGGCCUCCCUCUCCAACGAGGUGUACUUCUCCCGAGCACACCUCAAGUUCAUCAACCGACAAUUGUCCCUUCUCGAGCCACAAGAAGUCCUCAAGUGGUGCAUGACAUCUCUUCCUCGUCUCUACCAGACCUCCGCCUUUGGCCUCACAGGUCUCGCCAUCAUGGACAUGAUCUCCAAACUCGACUACGCCAUCGCUCCGCCGAUUGAGAUGAUCUUCCUCGACACCUUGUACCACUUCUCUCAAACUCUUGAACUCGUCGACCGGGUCAAGUCAAAGUACCCCAACCUCACCAUCCACACAUACAAGCCCGAGGGUUGCGACACCACCGAGGAUUUCGAGGCGAAACACGGCCAGAAGUUGUGGGAGACGAACGAGGAAUUGUACGACUACGUCGCCAAGGUCGAGCCCGCACAACGCGCGUACCGUGACUUGAACGUGCAAGCCGUGUUGACCGGUCGACGACGGACGCAAGGCGGCAAGCGUGGAGACUUGGAUAUCAUCGAGGUCGAUGACGCGGGCUUGUUGAAGGUGAACCCGCUGGCCAAUUGGAACUUCAAGGAUGUCCAGGCGUAUAUCAAGGAGAACAACGUCCCGACCAAUGAUCUGCUCGACCAAGGAUAUCGAUCUGUCGGUGACUGGCACUCGACACAGCCCGUGGCGGAGGGUGAGGAUGAGCGCGCCGGUCGGUGGAAGGGUCGUGCGAAGACCGAGUGCGGUAUUCACAACAAGCGAAGUCGGUAUGCUGUCUUCUUGCAGGAGCAAGAGGAGAAGCGGCAGCAAGAAUUGAGCGAUGCCAUCAACGCCGGUCUGCAGAUUGAGACGUCCUCGUAG
This is a messenger RNA of Zymoseptoria tritici IPO323, 960 nucleotides long. It is a transcript of the gene MGSUL7, whose product is annotated as MGSUL7 PAPS reductase. The transcript has a single exon. The coding region runs from base 55 to 960 and encodes 301 amino acids. Gene Ontology annotation, molecular function: phosphoadenylyl-sulfate reductase (thioredoxin) activity. Gene Ontology annotation, cellular component: cytoplasm. The record is from RefSeq and is a predicted model, not a curated record. Lineage: Eukaryota; Fungi; Ascomycota; Dothideomycetes; Mycosphaerellales; Mycosphaerellaceae.